Molecule: messenger RNA, 1613 nt
Organism: Neltuma alba
Lineage: Eukaryota; Viridiplantae; Streptophyta; Magnoliopsida; Fabales; Fabaceae
Product: probable protein phosphatase 2C 55
Exons: 5
Coding region: 443-1297 (284 amino acids)
Biological process (GO): protein dephosphorylation
Molecular function (GO): protein serine/threonine phosphatase activity
Source: RefSeq, a predicted model, not a curated record
UUUGGUGGAAAACUUCUUGCUCGUUAGGGAAUGAGAUUUUGUAAUCUGGGCAACAUCCUAGGUUUCCCCAAAAGAGAAACUGAAUGUUAGAACUCUGCAUAAGAGCUUAAGAAUCCUGCUGGUUAUCUAUCAAAGCUGAACACUACCAUGUACUGUCGUUUUCGGGAAGGAAUAACUCGGCAACAAGGGCUGCGAUCUUUGCUAUAUAGACGUUCAUCUGCGUCUGUUUCUUCACUUUGUUCAACUUCAUAUAUAUCUCAUGCCAGUCCUUCCUUUUCAAGCCGUACGCCUAAAAGCAAAUCAAUGGCUGCUUCAACCUCCAAAUCUGUACUGCGAGGUGUUUGUGUCGAUGAUAUCUCCACUAGCUGUAGCAAUACGCUAGACUUCAAAAAGCCUGGUGCUGGUUGCUUUGUUGACAGAACUCGUAAAGGUUACCUAAAUAAUGCUCUUAAUACUAGCACACAAUGUCUCAUUUGACCGCAGCGCGUGUGAUGAACAGCUUGAAAAUUCCACCCCUACAGUAGCCCCAACAGUUGAUGGUGGCGAGACUUUGAAGCUAUUUUCAGGAUCUUGUUACUUACCACAUCCAGAUAAGGAGGAGACUGGUGGAGAAGAUGCUCAUUUUAUUUGCACUGAUGAACAAGCAUUUGGAGUUGCAGAUGGUGUAGGUGGUUGGGCAGAAGUUGGUGUUAAUGCGGGACUCUUUUCUCGUGAACUUAUGUCCAAUUCAGUAAGAGCAAUCCAAGACGAACCAAAAGGUUCUAUUAAUCCAGCGAGGGUGUUAGAGAAGGCUCACUCAAGUGCAAGAGCCAAGGGUUCAUCAACAGCCUGUAUAAUUGCCCUUGCUGAAAAGGAGCUGCAUGCUAUUAACUUGGGUGACAGUGGAUUCAUUGUGGUUAGAGAUGGAAGCACCAUUUUCAAGUCUCCUAUUCAACAGCAUGGCUUCAAUUUUACAUAUCAAUUAGAGAGUGGCGAUGGAGGUGAUCUACCCAGUUCUGGUGAGGUGUUUACAGUGCCUGUUGCUGGAGGAGAUGUUGUGAUUGCGGGAACGGACGGGUUAUUUGACAACUUAUACAAUAAUGAAAUUACAGCAGUCGUAGUACAUGCUGUUAGAACGGGACUUGAACCCCAAGUUACUGCGCAGAAGAUAGCAGCUCUGGCCCGUCAGCGUGCACUGGACAAAAACAGACAGACUCCGUUUUCUGCCGCUGCUCAAGAGGCCGGCUUCCGGUAUUAUGGUGGCAAGCUCGAUGACAUUACGGUUGUUGUAUCAUACAUAACCUCAGCAAACUCCUGAGUUCCUGUCCAUCAUGCUUUGGCUGUCUCUUGAUGAGUAUUUGUAUUUGUCACACUGCCGUGGCUCCUGUAUAAUAUUUUCAUUUUUGACCUCUUCACACGUGCUCCCUUGCUCCUCCUACUUUUUCUCCAGCAUGAGUUGCUCGAGAGAUGUAUAAAUAGGAAAUACAAGGAUAAGUAGUCCUUACAGUGCAGGGCUUUAUUUUUUUAUUUUUGAUCAUUUACGUUUUUUUUUUUUUUGACGUUUUGCAAUCGGACUUCAGUCUCUCAAAAUUCAGAAGGUUAUAUUUGAAGUUGUAGUUUUUAUGAAUUUUAAA